UCAAGUCCUCAUUUAACAGGCGAGGAGCUCCUAAAACCACUACACUACAGAUCUAACUAAACGUAAUGAAAAUGCUUGUCGCUGGACUGUUGAACGGAUCGGAGGUUUUUGUCGCACUUCUACUUUUUCUGACUUUCAUAACAUAUCAGCUACUAAAAGAUUACGUGCACAAAUGGAGAGAACUGAAACCUGUCCCUGGGAUUAGUCCAACUUACCCCUUCUUAGGAAACGCGCUCAACUUUAAGUCUAACGGAAGAGAUUUCUUUUGUCAGGUGGUUGGCUACACAAAAGAAUUCUGGAAUUCUCCUCUGUUUAAAUUAUGGAUUGGACCUGUGCCCUUUCUCAUCUUAUACCAUGCUGAUACUAUUGAGACAGUGCUGAGUAACCCUGUUCACAUGGACAAGGCCUACGCAUACAAAUUCCUGCAUCCCUGGCUGGGAACAGGACUACUCACAAGUACUGGGGAUAAGUGGAGACACAGACGUAAGCUGUUGACCCCAACAUUUCAUUUCUCUAUACUAACUGAAUUCCUGGAGGUGAUGAAUGAACAGGCGGAGGUGCUCAUAGAGAAACUUGAGAAACAAGCUGGAAAAGGACCUUUUAACUGCUUUAACCACAUCACCCUCUGUGCCCUUGACAUCAUCUGUGAGACUGCCAUGGGAAAGAAGAUCUAUGCACAGAGCAACCAUGACUCUGAGUAUGUGUGCAGUGUGUACAGGAUGAGUGACAUCAUCACCAGACGCCAGAGGAUGCCCUGGUACUGGCCUGAUUUUGUGUAUAAUUAUUUUGGUGAAGGCAGAGAACACAACCGUAGUCUAAAGAUCCUUCACUCCUUCACAGAGAGUGUGAUUAAUGAGAGGACAGAGUACAUCACCUACGUUGAGUCUGACAGUGAAUCAGAUCAGGGGACGAGGAAAAGGCGGGCUUUUUUGGACAUGCUUUUGAAAACAACAGAUGAGGGUGGGAAAAAUUUAACUCACAAAGAUAUCCAGGAGGAAGUGGACACCUUUAUGUUUGAGGGUCAUGAUACGACAGCAGCUGCUAUGAACUGGGCCAUACACUUGUUAGGAUCCCAUCCGGAAGUCCAAAAAAAGGCACAACAAGAACUAUUUGAGGUUUUUGGCGAGUCUGAGAGGCCUAUUAACACAGAGGAUCUGAAGAAACUGCGUUAUCUGGAGUGUGUGAUAAAGGAGUCUCUGCGGCUCUUCCCCUCUGUUCCAUUUUUCGCCCGAACCAUCUGUGAGGAUACACAGAUCAGUGGCUAUAAAGUCCCUAAAGGAGCAAAUGUCAUCAUCAUAACAUAUGCCCUUCACCGUGACCCACGCUUCUUCCCUGACCCUGAAGAGUUUCGUCCUGAACGUUUCCUGCCAGAGAAUUGUGUCGGUCGCCAUCCUUAUGCCUUCAUCCCAUUCUCUGCUGGCCUUCGCAACUGCAUCGGUCAGCGUUUUGCUAUAAUGGAGGAGAAAGUUAUUCUGGCUUCUAUUCUGCGCUACUUUAACAUAGUAGCAUGUCAGAAAAGGGAGGAACUCCGGCCACUGGGUGAACUGGUACUGCGACCAGAGCAAGGCAUCUGGAUCACGUUGGAGCGCAGAAAGCACUAAUAUACACAAAGCCAACACAGUGUCAAAAUAAUUUGUACACGAUGGCAGUAUUGUGCAGUGUAUGAUUCAAACCUCAACAUAACCAUAAAGCUUAAUUCCUAACCCAACCAU
Messenger RNA from Carassius carassius (crucian carp), 1712 nucleotides. RefSeq names its product cytochrome P450 4V2-like. The coding region runs from base 66 to 1601 and encodes 511 amino acids. Lineage: Eukaryota; Metazoa; Chordata; Actinopteri; Cypriniformes; Cyprinidae. The record is from RefSeq and is a predicted model, not a curated record. Gene Ontology annotation, molecular function: iron ion binding; monooxygenase activity; oxidoreductase activity, acting on paired donors, with incorporation or reduction of molecular oxygen. The transcript has 11 exons.